AUGGCUACCGAUCUGUCAAAUAAACUGAACCAUGACUUAGACAGUUAUGGAUUUUCAAGAAGCUUCACUGAUUAUCGAAGAAAGGUAACGACUUGCUUUGCCUACGAAGUGGGCGAUGAUAAAGUUGAACAACGUAACGACGUCCGUAACAUAUUUGUUGGCAGUAAACGUGAUGCAUUGAGUAGUGUGUCUGAUGACCAAACAGAUUAUGAUAAUCUCAUGGUCUCAACACCCCUGGUGUUCUGUGAUGAAAGAAACAUAGACCUAGCAAAUCAGUAUAUAUCAGGCAUGCCUAACUCUGUCGAUCCUUUGUUGAUUUUUGAAAGUGGGCCAAACGCUGGGUAUAAGAAAAUAAAGGUUUUCCUGUAUGAAAAAGCAGUUCAGCCCUGGAUGUUCACGAAGAAAAUGGAUACGAUUUACAUGCCAAACACAUUAACAAAAGAACUUAUGAUGUCGAUGGCUGGCGACACUCACAGGAACCUAGAAGUUGAAACCCAUGGACCAGCUGUAAAUGCGGUAACAACGGUUUAUUCUGGAAAGAAAACCGUGGAAUGGGAUUUUGUUAUGGCCUACAAAUGUCCGUUUCUACCAUCAGACUACGAUGAGUGGUGUGAAAGAAAAAGGACCUACAACUGGCCUCCCCCGUGGAUUAUAGAGGCAACAAAGAAAGAUGGCUGUCUGGUCGUUAGCGUUGGUCAUAACGCUAGCGACACCACAGGUUGGCGUCUUUCAGUGACGAAAACAGAACAUUACCUCACAAAGUCAUUUAAUGAUACUCAGAUGAAAUGUUACACCUUACUGAAGCUGGUGUUGAAGUGGAUCAUCCAACCACAAUUAAAAGAUCCCUUGAGUUCCUAUCAUAUGAAAACUGUGAUGUUCUGGAUGUCUGAGGAACGCGAGAGUUGUUUCUGGAGACCUGACAACCUGAUCGACUGUUUCAUUUCUUCCUUAUUGAAACUGAAAACGUUCGUUGAAAACAAAUUCUGUCCAAACUAUUUCUUGACUGCUCUUAACUUGCUUGAAGGGAAACUAGAAGGUGUCAUGCAUAUGGAAGUCCUCAGAAUCUUGGACAGUAUUAUCGAAGAAGGACCUGCUGUAGUGUACAGAUGUUUGCCGUUAGAUGCCCACCUGAAUGGUUCGGAAUGUAACCAUUACCAUAAUGAAUCGUGCUUAUGUUUACAGAAACAUAACCUCAAUCAACGAAUUGAGGAAAUAGAUUUCAUUGAUUUUGCAGUCAUUAACAGAUCUUCUACAUCAGAAACCCUAAACCUCAACGCCAAUUCUAACCCUAACCGAAUCAAAGAUUCGUUUCAAUCAUGUUGUAGCAGGUUAGUUGACUGGUACGUCGUCAAUGAAUAUCUCAAUCGGUCAAUAUCACAUUCUCAUGCAUUCUCAACUUUAUCAGUAUAUGAGGAAAUGGGCCUUCCAAACAAACGUCUGUAUUCCUUACAAAAAAAGUACAUCGCUGUGCUUCGUGGGAAUGGACAUGUUGCACGGAUGAAACUAGCCACGUUCUUACAUUACAGAAGACGAUUGGAAUAUUGCAUACCUCUCCUAUCGCUCGCAAUAAAGGCAAUGGAGUCCAGCCCAGCAUUCGAAAUGUGCAAAGAGGAAGGGGCAAGUGCAAACCAUACUGAGCAAAUUGAGGGUAUUGAAUGUGUCUACCUCACACAGCUCAUUAAGGAGUUUCGGGUGUCCGAGAUUGUGUUUGGCCCUUGUGACACGCAUUUAAUCCCCCCGGAUCUAAAGAACGAGAUGAGGCGACCAAAGACAGUGAAUGGUACUCAUUACGAAGGAUGGGUGUUUGUCGACUCCAUAGUGUACGCGUACUACCUUAUGAUUGUGACCCUUCAUGACAUGCGCAGAUAUAGCGGUAUCAUCUCUUUGUUCAGACGGUUCCACAACGUCUACACUCAAAAACCAGGCGCCAUCCGGAUUUUCAGGAAAGAGAUGGCAAAACGAUUGUUCGAGCAUGCCUUCAUGUUGGUGUGGAAAACGACCAAUGGAUUCACUGACUUUUCCGGGUCGAUGUGA
Molecule: messenger RNA, 2034 nt
Organism: Ylistrum balloti
Lineage: Eukaryota; Metazoa; Mollusca; Bivalvia; Pectinida; Pectinidae
Exons: 1
Coding region: 1-2034 (677 amino acids)
Source: RefSeq, a predicted model, not a curated record